This is a messenger RNA of Stegostoma tigrinum, 625 nucleotides long. Its product is annotated as late histone H2B.L4-like. Lineage: Eukaryota; Metazoa; Chordata; Chondrichthyes; Orectolobiformes; Stegostomatidae. Gene Ontology annotation, molecular function: protein heterodimerization activity; DNA binding; structural constituent of chromatin. The record is from RefSeq and is a predicted model, not a curated record. The transcript has a single exon. The coding region runs from base 65 to 442 and encodes 125 amino acids. Gene Ontology annotation, cellular component: nucleosome.
CAUUGCUGACGCCAACAGUCUGCAAAAAGCCAGCUCCGGGCCCGCUCUCCCUGAUUCUGUCACCAUGGUUGAAGAAAAGAAAGGGCCAGUUGCUAAGAAGGGCGCUAAGAAAGCGGUGAAGAGGGCGCCAGCGAAAGGCAGCAAGAAGAGGCGAAAGUCCAGGAAAGAAAGUUACUCCAUCUACAUCUACAAAGUGUUGAAGCAGGUUCACCCCGACACCGGGAUCUCCUCCAAGGCCAUGAGUAUCAUGAACUCGUUCGUCAAGGAUAUUUUCGAGCGUAUCGCAGGGGAGGCUUCCCGCUUGACCCGUUACAACAAGCGCAGCACCAUGAGCUCCCGGGAGAUCCAGACUUCCGUACGCCUGCUGCUGCCCGGGGAGCUGGCCAAGCACGCCGUGUCGGAGGGCACGAAGGCGGUGACCAAGUACACCAGCUCCAAGUGAAACGCCACUUGGCACUGAAAAACCCAAAGGCUCUUUUAAGAGCCACCCACAAAUUCCCUUAAACAGCUGAACCUGGAUGUUUUUAAUACUGAUGAACUUUUCUUUGCAGUUGGUGCGGAGAAAUUUUAAAUUUCAGUUCAAUGUUUGCCUUUUCUAAAAUGAUCUGUAAAUUAGAGUGGUCAA